AUGAACGCAGCAGCAGCAGCAGCUCCCGGAGGCUCCAAGGCCGCUCCCCCCAAGUUCAAGCAGAAGGAGACCAGGCAGUUCAAGAGCAAGGCUCCUAAAGCUGGACAGAAGGGAGUCGAUGAUGUUCCCGGGAUGGACGGCCUUGGAGAUAAUCUGGUCGUCUGCCCCUGGGAGGAGUUCGGCGACAUGGAGUUGAGCGACCUGGCCCAGUUUGGCAUCGUCUAGACCGACUGGCUGC
Messenger RNA from Stegastes partitus (bicolor damselfish), 238 nucleotides. Its product is annotated as retinal cone rhodopsin-sensitive cGMP 3',5'-cyclic phosphodiesterase subunit gamma-like. The record is from RefSeq and is a predicted model, not a curated record. Gene Ontology annotation, biological process: positive regulation of epidermal growth factor receptor signaling pathway; positive regulation of G protein-coupled receptor signaling pathway; visual perception. Gene Ontology annotation, cellular component: photoreceptor outer segment membrane. Bases 1 to 225 code for a protein of 74 amino acids. The transcript is spliced from 3 exons. Gene Ontology annotation, molecular function: 3',5'-cyclic-nucleotide phosphodiesterase activity; cGMP binding. NCBI's taxonomy places the organism in Eukaryota, Metazoa, Chordata, Actinopteri, Pomacentridae.